Molecule: messenger RNA, 4776 nt
Organism: Vanderwaltozyma polyspora DSM 70294
Lineage: Eukaryota; Fungi; Ascomycota; Saccharomycetes; Saccharomycetales; Saccharomycetaceae
Gene: SSK22
Product: mitogen-activated protein kinase kinase kinase SSK22
Exons: 1
Coding region: 1-4776 (1591 amino acids)
Biological process (GO): stress-activated MAPK cascade; protein phosphorylation
Cellular component (GO): cytoplasm
Molecular function (GO): ATP binding; MAP kinase kinase kinase activity
Source: RefSeq, a predicted model, not a curated record
AUGCCUACUAGUCGAAAUCCUUUAUCCAGUGCCCAUCCAGGUUUGAGUAAUUCUGCUGCUUAUCCUUAUAAAUCUGGUUCAAGAGAAUUGAGAGAUAUCAAUGGGGGCUUAAUGGGCAAUUCCAAUUUGGUUUCAGAUUUGAUUCCACCUUCUGAAUCCAAGAACUCGCCAUUGGGAAAUAAGCUGGAGCAGCAAGAAGCUGGUUACAGCAACAAUGUAGAAUUGACAAGCAGUAAUCCGUCUGUUUUUAAUAAUGGUGUGAGAAAUGAAGAUCAAGAUAAGUCUUCUUCACCUUCAAGGGCAAGAAGAAGUUCCGUAAGGAGACGGAGAAGUUCAAUGGUUGUCUAUAAAGAUGAACCUUUUCAAUAUGAAUAUCAACAUUCCAGUGGUUCCUCUGGAAAUUCCAGUCGAAGACCAUCUUUAGUACCUGCAUAUAAUUCCGUUUCAUCAUUAAAAGUAUUUUCUUCAAGACAAUCUUCUCCUGCUAGAACUCCUGGCAGAUCGAAUACCUUGACUCCAGUUUUGGGUCCAAAACAAAUAAGUCAGAAUCAAGAUAUCGCAACACCUAUUCCAACUUUGGUUUUACCGCCAGAAUUAGCAUCAUUGAAGACUCAAAGUACUUCAAAUUUCUCAUUGUCACAUCAAAGUCCUGAACAUGCACCUGCUCAAUCUGCUACUGCAAAAAGUUCUAGUACUACGGUGCAAAAUACUCAACAAAUGGCAUCAUCCUCAAGAAUCUCAUUAAACAAUCUGGGAUCAUCAACUACACCAGUAUCUAAAGUACAACAAAAUUCAUGGAAUGAAAAACAAUAUAUAGAAAAAAUACAGAAUUACGCUUCUCAUGAUUAUUACACUAGAGGUAUUGUAGCAUCAACCACCAAAGAAGAAGAUGCUGAGUUGGAGUUGGAGAUGGAUGAUAUGAUUGGAAAUAGCAUUAACAAUGACGAUGAUGUAGAUUUCGGUACAAAUUUUUUCACUGAAUACAAUAACCCAAGCAAUUCAAUACUAAUGAGUUCAAAGUAUCUUUUGCAUAGAUUAGAAUGGUUGAAACAUUCUGAUCCUUCAAACAUGACUGUGCGAGAUGUGUUCAAAAAUAUAAAUGGGAAAUCUGAAUUUGGUAAAGAUGAAUUAGCAUCAAACUUUUCAAGUUUACCAAUUGACAGCCAGAAAUUACUAUCUCAACUUUCGGAACAUCCAUUAGUCAUUGAGAGAUUUGAAUGGCAAACAAUGCUUUCAAAUGUUCUGAGGGGUGAUAUUAUCAAAAGUGAAAAAUCAAAAAUUGCUAGUCAAGUGAAACCUGCGGGACUGAAUAGACAAAUAAACCAAGAUAUUUGGUUAGAAUUAAAAUCUUGGAUGAAUGGUAAGAGUGUAGAGGAUCAAAAGAAAGUAUUAGAAAAUCUAAGAAACUCUACUGAUUCAUUCUUCGAAGAGAUUUUGCAUUUUAAAUUAGAUGAUGAUCUGACAUUUGAAGAAGCCGAAUCGAUUAUUACUCCAUUAAUAAAUAAACAUUUCAAAAUCAUUAAUUAUUGGUGUAAUUUAAAACAAUUGUAUGAAGACAAACCAAUUACGAAAACUCCUGAAUAUAGCAAUAAGAUAGAUGCAUUGAUAAGUUGGCUGAAUUUUUAUACUAAUUUUGAAUCUCAAAUCAAUUCUUUAAGGGAAUGGGUUGGUAAUAGAGAUCUAGAUGUAACUAAGGUAAUGAUGUCAUCAAGUAAUAUAGAAGGGGUAUAUCAUAACGGCAGGUCUUUUGCAGAACAAAUAAUGAACGAAAAAGGAAUUGAAACUAUAUUCCAAAAGAAAAUCUUCUUUCCAUUGGCUCCCUGGAUGUUAAAAGCAAAACUUUUCUUCUUUGACUAUAGAGAUAUAAUAGACUCAUUAAAUCUUUCCUAUCCAUAUCAACAGAUAGAACUUUUAUUGAUGUUUCCGAUGAAAUUAGUAAAGGAAGUUAUAUUGGUUAGAUUAGAAUACGCCAAACAAAUCGAGAAUCCAACUUUAAUGAUGAUCGAUGAAAUGAUCGAUGAUAUUACUUCGUACAUUAGACUUUCUGUUCAGUUGAAAUAUACAAUUAAUGAAUACUGCAUAGAUUGGAAUUUUGAAGUUGAAAUAGAUCCGACUUUUAAUGACACGGUCAUUAAAGCUAUAUCAUAUCUAUUUACAUUGUUAAAUCUAAAAUUAUUAGACUCUCAGAAAAUGUCUUUUAAAACAUUUAAAGAACCAGAUGAAUUAUUUAAAUAUUGGGAUGAAUUGAAAAACGUUGGACAUUAUAUUGAUGGUGCUGGUAAACUUAUUGCACGUGAAUUCAAUAGAUUAUCAUUAAGGCUAUUGAACAGAUUGCAUUUAUACACAUUACAAGAACAUAUACAACAUCCUACAUGUCCUACUUCCAUAGAGGCUGAAAAGUGGCUUUUGCAAUUAUUCGAAAAUGUUGGUACAACGAAAAGAAAAUUGAAUAGAUUUACUAAUAUUUUAGCUAAGUCUGUUCAAAACUCAAUUAAUUUUAAAAUUGAAGACCAUGAUCUUCUUUUAGAACAUUUAAAAAAUGCUGGUUAUUUUUUAAUAUAUACAGGAGGGGAACUCGAACAAAAUGGUUAUUAUUUGAUUGGUAGUCCAGAAUUGUUAGGUUGCAAAGAUACUGAAAUACUAAAAAUACUUCAAAAUUCUGAUAUUGGCUGUGAUUUAAUACCAAAACUAGAGAUUAAAAACAGUUUAGCCUUAUACAACGCAUCUGAUCGUGCUUUUAACCCAUAUUCAAUAAUUACACAUGAUUUUGGAGAUGAUGGCACAUCUUACUAUAAUAUUUUAAAUGAAAAUGAAAAGUUGAACACAAGACGAAAUCCUAGAAAUAUUUCUGGAAUAUUUCAUGACCCAGAUAAAGAAUUAUUUUCAUUAGAAAAGCAAUUACAAUCUCUAGGUUGUAUUUUAGUUCUAUCACCAUCGGAACCAAUGUUAUGGGAAGGUGAGAUGUACAAUUUAUCCGAUGAUUUCAUCUUGAAAUUAGAUGAAUUCAAAAUAAAGGUUUCACCCAACCAUCUAACAAUGUUAAAUCAGGGUUCUAGCCAUUCCUUAACUUACCUAUCUGAUAAAAUGUUACAAUUGGCGGGGAACUGUAUUUCUUUUGUUGAAAGAAAGUGUUCUUUUUCCUCUGUUGAAAAUGGAUUACAAAGGAUAAAUAAGGCAUAUUUUAGAAUCACCUAUAGUGUUUUGAACAACUUUCCAAAGGUUUUGAGUACAUAUCAUAAAAUCUGUCCCGGUGACGAAUUGUUGAACAGUAUUUUCUUAUUUGCAAGAGAUUUCGGUAGAAGUUUCUUACGAGUAAAUGUUGCAACAUAUGCUAAAAAAUCUGUUAUUAUUAUGUUACUAAUGAAAAUAAGUAUUACAUGGUUAUCAUUUUUGGUGGAAAAGUGUGAUCCUACAGAUUUGAGAACCUUCCGUUGGUGUGUUCCUGCCAUUGAAUUUGCAAUGCAGAUAACAUCUGGUUGGAAUAUCCUUGGUUUGGAUGAUAAACAAUUUACAAUGUUAAAACAAAAAAUUGCAAGUAGUAUGUCACUAUUAAUUUCCCACUUUGACGUUAUGGGUGCCAGAGCCCUUGAAGCCGAAAGAACUCCACAACAGAUAAGACCUCAUAUCGAUAUCGAAGAUGAUGUUGGAGAUGAUGACAUGUUAAUGAUAAAUUCACAAGUAAGAAUGAGGGCAAUAGAAGAAUUAGAAAAUCAAACUAUUAGAAAUCCACAUCGGGUAGGGAAAGUUUUGGAUGAUACUGACAAAGACAAUAAAUAUUUAUUAUCGUUAGCAUCAUCAAUGUCGAACGUUUCAAUCAAAUGGCAAAAGAGACAAUUUAUAGGUUCUGGUACAUUUGGAAAUGUUUUUUCUGCUGUUAACUUAGGUAGUGGUGAAAUAUUAGCGGUAAAAGAAAUUAAGAUUCAAGACUCAAAGACAAUGGAAAAAAUCUUCCCACUCAUUAAGGAGGAAAUGUCAGUCUUAGAAAUGUUAAACCAUCCAAAUAUUGUCCAGUAUUACGGUAUCGAAGUACAUAGAGAUAAGGUUAAUAUAUUUAUGGAAUUUUGUGAAGGUGGUUCCCUGGCAAGUUUGCUAGAACACGGAAGAAUCGAAGAUGAAAUGGUGACACAAAUGUACUCAUUGCAAUUACUAGAAGGUUUGGCUUACCUACACCAAUCUGGUAUUGUCCAUCGUGACAUUAAACCUGAAAACAUUCUGUUAGAUUUCAAUGGUAUUAUCAAAUAUGUCGAUUUUGGUGCAGCCAGGAAAUUAGUUGAAAGUAAUUCGAAAUUCAUUACGACUAGUAACAAAUCGGAUGCUGAAGAUGACCAAGACACCACGAAGAUGUCGUCUAUAAAGAAUGAUGGAAAUGGUGUUAUGAAUAUGGUCGGAACUCCAAUGUACAUGGCUCCUGAAGCAAUCACUGGUUCGCCAAGCAAAGGUAAAUUCGGUGCUGAUGAUGUUUGGUCUCUAGGUUGUGUCGUCCUAGAGAUGGUUACAGGUAAAAGACCUUGGGCAAACUUGGAUAACGAAUGGGCAAUCAUGUACCAUGUAGCUGCAGGACAUAUCCCGCCACUACCUGCCAACGAUGAACUAUCAACAAUAGGUUUUAAAUUCUUAAGGAGAUCUUUACAACAGAAUCCAUCCACGAGAGCGACUGCUGUAGAAUUGUUGACUGAUCCAUGGAUUGUAGAGAUUCGUGAACUUGCAUUCGGUACUCCAGAUUCAGAAACCUCAGCAAACACCAGUCUGGGCGAAGCUGAACAACAGCAGAACUAG